Alternaria postmessia is the source of this 2001-nucleotide messenger RNA. RefSeq lists its product as uncharacterized. The transcript has a single exon. Gene Ontology annotation, cellular component: plasma membrane. Gene Ontology annotation, biological process: iron ion transport; copper ion import; intracellular iron ion homeostasis. Bases 1 to 2001 code for a protein of 666 amino acids. Lineage: Eukaryota; Fungi; Ascomycota; Dothideomycetes; Pleosporales; Pleosporaceae. Gene Ontology annotation, molecular function: ferric-chelate reductase activity. The record is from RefSeq and is a predicted model, not a curated record.
AUGGACACGACACCGCCAUGGCUACGCGACGCCCUCAGAUUCGCUCUGACAGCGACUGCGUCAACCGAAACCCCGUGGUUCGCACACGACUACGACGCCUCCAAAGCGGCUGGCGGCGGCGGCGACCUUACCGAUCCUGAUGACCCGGGCAAAGACCCGCGGUUCCGCAAACUGGUCGAGGCCAUAUUGUUCAGUCGGAGGUUUCUGAAUACGUAUAAUCUGGUGUUGCUGGGUGUAUUGGGAGUGUUUACCGUGUGGCAUUGGGGGGAGAAGGUUGUAUUGUACAGGCGGAAGAGGCAACGGAUAGCGAAGCAAGCUGAUGGAGCCGCGCACGAAGAAGAUGAAGUUUGGAGUAGCUCGAGCAGUACGAUUGAAGGAAACGCGACACCCCCGGAUACCACCGCCGCCGCGAAGAAAUUAAACUCCGCCCAUGCCGAUGAAUCAAACCCUCUCCUUCCCGUCCCAGAGCGAUCGCGACCGCGACGAAAGAGACUUGGAGUAUGGACUCCAUACUACUUUCUCAAAUCUCUCCUCCAAUACCAACCCCCGCGCAUCCCCAUCGUCAACAAGACCCUCCCUACAAACGCCGUCUCUUUACUUGUCGUCGCUUGGAUAGCCCUCAACAUCUUCUACAACUUGUACCGCAUGCCACUCUCCUUCAUGUACCUCUUUGUCUUUGCCGACCGCUGCGGAAUCAUCUUCAUCGCAAACCUCCCGCUCCUCUACCUCCUCGCCGCCAAAAACCAGCCGAUAAAACGGUUGACGGGCUAUUCGUACGAGAGUCUGAAUAUCUUGCAUAGAAGAGUAGGGGAGCUGGUGUGUUUGGAAGCGUUCCUGCACUUUCUCGGCAUGGUGGCUGUAUGGUAUGGCAUGCUGCGCCAUUUGGGUUUCACGUUGGCGAAAUUCCUGUUCAACCGGGUUGUGCUGUUGGGCUUAGCAGCGCUGGUCGCGUAUGAAGUGAUUUACUUUACGAGUCUGGGCAGCUUCAGGAAGAGGCGGUACGAGGUGUUUUUGGGUCUGCACAUUGUGCUCCAAGUUGCUGGCCUGGUUUUCCUAUGGUUCCAUCACCAUACUUCGCGGCCGUACGUGGGCGUGUCCCUUGCCAUUUGGAUUGUCGACCGCGUGGUUUAUCGCAUGUGGUUGAAAUCUAGCACACAUGCUGCUACGCUCACGGUCCUCGAAGACGACGAAACACUCCUCUUAUCCGCAAACUGGCAAGUCGAUACCAAGAAUAAGAUAGCUGGGGUCCUGGGCAACAACAACAUGAAGCAAGGCUGGAAACCAAACGAACACAUCUUCAUCUCCGUACCGAGUCUGUCCCGCAAACACGCUAUCCAAUCUCACCCUUUUACCAUCUUCUCCGCCGCACCAACACAAACUCCAACGUCAACGGUAGACGGUGGACAAGGAAAACAUGCUUGGUUCUCCCUCCUAAUCCGCCCACAGGCCCCAUCAGGCUUCACACACACCCUCCUCCAGCACGCACGACAAUCCCAGCUCUCAACCCAACACCUACGUAUCCGCCUCGACGGACCCUACGGCUCGUCCCACGCCCUCGAUCUCCUGGAAUCCUCUUCAACAGCUAUACUGGUCGCAGGCGGGUCCGGCAUAGCAGUUGCAUACCCCCUCCUCUACGCCCUCUUACAGCCUACAUCACAUGACCCCGAGACGACGACUUCUUCGUCAAAGUCCCAGAGAAAAGUAAAGUUGCUGUGGAUAACACAUUCGCCUGACCAUAGGCUUUGGAUCCCGGAGGAUAAGUUGAAAGAAUUGGAGGAUUGGGGCGCUGAUGUGGUUAUUUCGCCGCCGACGAGUUUGGCGGGGAGGCCGGAUGCUGGUGGGAUUGUGGGGGAGUGGGUGGAAGCAGAAGAGGAGGGUGCGAGGAGUGGGGUUGUGGUUAGUGGGCCGGAUGGGUUGGUGAGGGAUGUGAGGAAUACGUGUGCGGGGUUGGUUUGGAAGGGUAGGGAUGUUGAUGUUCAGGUGGAGAAGUUUGGGUGGUAA